AUAGUUUUCGAAUGCAUGUGGUUAAAUCUGUCGCACCCAGCUUCAGCCAUGUCUGACUAAUGUCGCUCUCUUUACACAGAUAGAGCAGUUAAAUCAUCACACAGUGACUAUGGUACGAGCCCUGUUUCCCGUAUCCGGUCUUAUAAAACUUUGCCUCAAAGGUCACACUACCACAGAUUGUCUGGUAUUUUCAGGCUUUCACAAUGAGCUCCUUGACUCAGGGCGACAGUAAAUGUUGUAAACCUGAUGCAUGAAAGCAAGAAACACUGAAAAUGAAAUUCUUCUCUGGAAUGGUGACAUAAAUAGAUACUUUGCUUAAGCUUAGACAUGAACAAAGACAAAUGUACAACUAAUGCUUUUCUUGUCUUUUCUCUUCCUCUGUCCGUGUCUACAUCAGCACCUGUGUUCACAUACACAGCAGUGACAGCUAGCCUUCCUGGAAUCUUUGUCUGCUUUUUAUGGCUGUUGUUGUGACGUUUGAAGUCACCAACCACCCACUGCCAGAGUUUACUAUCUUGUUAAUGAGUAUCCUCUAACACACACAUCAGGGUCUGUAAACCCGUUUGUCUCCUCAGUAGGACCCAGUCUUGAUGUGUGUAUCAGUGAUGAGGACCGCUGCUGCUCUGCUCUCUUUCUGUUUUUGGGUAAACGCUGCCAUCCAUGCUGCUCGCACAGGUUCAAAGUGUGGACUUCCUCAGGUGUGGAACCCCAUGGUUCAGUCCCUGAGGGUGGUUGGAGGGACUGAGGCCACAUAUGGCUCACACCCAUGGCUGGUUUCCCUACGGCUCAAGAGCUCUCAUUUUUGUGGAGGGGCCAUCCUGACUGACCGCUGGAUAAUGACUGCUGCACACUGCUUUGCAUCAGUCUCAAAAGAGUUUCUCCGUGGUGUGAGAGUGGCAGUGGGAGAGUUUGACCGCAGAGUGGAUGAUGCAGAGGAGCAAGUCUUUCGUGUCAAGACUGUCUCAGUGCAUGAGAAGUACCAUCAUGCUUUGCCUAUGAGCCAUGACAUAGCUCUGGUAGAGUUGGAUCAACACAUCCAACUGGGGGUCCAUGUCCAGCCAAUAUGUCUACCUUUGCCAGAUGAGAAAAUCCCUCCUCAAACCAGCUGUGUUGUUGGUGGAUGGGGCAGGAUAAAGGAAAGGGGUCGUCUGCCUUUGGUACUGAGAGAGGUCCGGUUGGACUUGGUGGACCCAGCCAAAUGUAAAUAUGUCCUCCAAACUGUCAAAAGUUCAGCUUUGAACCAAGGACCAGAUCGGCCUCAGCCAGCCAUGACAGUUCUGUGUGCUGGACCAGAGAGUGGAGGGAAAGAUGCCUGUCAGGGGGACUCAGGAGGUCCUCUGGUAUGUCCGGCAGAGUCAGGCGGAGGUCACUGGGUGGCGUUAGGCGUAACUUCCUGGGGUAAGGGAUGUGGUCGAAGCUGGGGAAACAACAGCAGCCGCCCACCUUCCAGGAGAGGAUCUCCAGGGAUUUUUACUGAUGUCAGACUGCUGCUGCCCUGGAUCAAGCGUAAACUGAGAGAGGCUGAUGGGCAGCAACAGGGAAGGACUUCACUGAGACUCUGCAGUGUGGAGGAUGGGCCUGUAACUGACGGUGAGGGAGUAAUCAGAAACCCUGCUCUGCACGGUGAUCACUAUGACAACAACGAGUUGUGUGUGUGGAGUAUCAGUGUCCCUCCAGGUUAUAGUAUUCUGUUGGAGUUUGAGCAUUUUGAUCUGGAGAGUGACUCUCACUGUCGCUACGAUCGACUCACUGUAUCUGUAGGGACCCACAAGCCUGUUGGGAUAUUCUGUGGAAGUGACUUACGCAGCCCAGUGCUUCUAAGUCAUUCCCAGAGUGUAACACUUCUCUUCUCCUCUGACAUUAGCAGAGCAGGAAGUGGCUUCAUCAUUAGGCAUCGUGCUGUCCAGGGACACUCUGAUCCUGGAUGUGGGACAAUUGUUCUGGUUGAGGAUCAGACUGUCGUCCACAGUCCAAAUUAUCCACAAUCCUACAGUAAUGACUGCGUCCUCCGCUGGGUCAUCUAUGCUCCACAGGGUCAUGUUGUGAAGCUUGAUUUAGUUGAUAUUGAGCUGGAGGAGUCAGACAGAUGCUUGUAUGAUUCCCUCACUGUCCUGGGAGAUGUGGAACAAACAGAGGAGAUAGUGGUGCUGUGUGGUGGCAGUAUUCCUCCUCCUGUCUUGUCCUACCACAGUGUUAUGGUGCUUCUGUUCACUUCAGACAGCAGCAUCACACACAGAGGCUUCAGAGCUACACUAACAUUCAUCAGUCAAACAGAUCUCCAUCGUGAUGAGGACAGACCUGGUCUAGAGGCUCAGGGAGGCAUUUGGAGAAGUUACCAGGAUUAUCUGACAGACACAUCACAUGGUUGGGUGAACUUGGAUGUAGCUGACGCGGAUAUGCAGCAGUCCAGCAGCCGAACCCUGUCUAACUACAGUGAUGUGGAUCAGAAGACUCCGGAUCCCAGACUGCAUAUGGACACGGGCUCAGAUGAUGAAGACCACAGUGGAGAAUCCUCAGGCACAGUGUAGUAACCUGCUAAAAGGGAGGCCUCUGGACAAACAUACAUUCCAGUGUGUAAUAUGUAUAACUAUGCAACUAUACUGCUGGUGCAUUAAGCUCAGAUGAGGGUGACUGGUAGGGAGGCUAUUUGUUAAAGUUAUUUCCACCUUGCUGCUCACCUGCUAACUGGUGUUCCAACUGACUUGUUAAUGGUAAACUUUAUACUUGCUAAACAUCAGUACAUUGGCUUGGUCACUGUAAGCACUGUAAUGUAUAAAAUAGUUAGAAAUUAGCUCAGUCUUUACCAACUGCAAAAUUAUAACGCAUAUCAAAAUACACAUAAAUACAUAAAUUGAUAAAAGAUAUAGUGGUUAAAGAGUCAAAGGGGUCAUUUUUCCACACUGAGUACUUUUACAUUAUUGCACAGUACUUACAUACUUACAUAUGUUCUGAGUAACAUUUUCAAUUCAGAAUUUUCACUUGCAACAGAGUAUUUUUACAGUGUGGUAUUACUACUUUUACUUAAGUAAAUGAAUAUUUGAUCCAGCAUGGCUUUUCUCACAACCAUUCAAACACAUGUAUAUAAUUAUGUUUCCAUUAUGAGAGAUGUAUUGUUUGUCUUAUUUUUGUUUUUUUCAUGUCUGUAUGUGCUUAUAUCAUUUAUAGAGAGAAUGUUAAGGGCCAUUCAGGCCUGUAAUAGAUAAGUUUGUAUGAUCGGUCCUUUUUACUGCACAUUCUACAGAAACAGAAGACAUUUUCAGCAGUAUUUAUGGCAGUUGUUUUUAUAAGUUUGCAGUCUCUCAAACAUUGUUUGCAAAUGUCUGCUAGUUUCCUCAAACUCACAUUCCUUUUCUUUUCUCAGACCUGUUAAAAAGUUAUUCAUUUACACAAGGACAGACUUUCCAAACAUGUAUUUUAUUAAAAUGCAAAUUGUUUAAAAACGAGUUAAACUGUUUGUUUUGUUAGCUCCGAAAAUGCAGGGACUUGUCAUUUCCUCUUUGUAAUGAAAAAACUAUUUUCUCUUCCAGGGGCCUCAACAGCUAUAGAGUUUAUGUAAUCACAGUGUG
Molecule: messenger RNA, 3566 nt
Organism: Lates calcarifer (barramundi perch)
Lineage: Eukaryota; Metazoa; Chordata; Actinopteri; Centropomidae
Product: ovochymase-2
Exons: 16
Coding region: 591-2528 (645 amino acids)
Biological process (GO): proteolysis
Molecular function (GO): serine-type endopeptidase activity
Source: RefSeq, a predicted model, not a curated record